AUGUUGACAAGUUUCAACAGCAAUGUCAUUCAACUCAAGGCCAUCCCAUCAGGCUGGAAUGAAGACGGCGUGAUCGACAACGAACUAUACGCCAUCCCGAUGUCAAACUACAUGGCAUCGAGCGCACGACAGUCUUGGCGUGCUGGCGUAUCGUGCGCAAUGCUCCAAAAUGGCGGGUCGAAGACGUGUCCCAGGGAAAACGUAAUGCCGUCGAAAUACUUCGCCCCACUGGUACGAAGCAAGCGAAACUGGCCAAGCAAGUCCCAGCUGUGCAAGCUCACGACGAGCUACACGCUCGAUUCGUGA
Aphanomyces astaci is the source of this 306-nucleotide messenger RNA. RefSeq lists its product as hypothetical. The record is from RefSeq and is a predicted model, not a curated record. Bases 1 to 306 code for a protein of 101 amino acids. The transcript has a single exon. Lineage: Eukaryota; Oomycota; Saprolegniomycetes; Saprolegniales; Verrucalvaceae.